AUGUUUACGUGUAAUACCUGUAGUUUGCAGUUUCCCACCGCUGAAGACCAGCGGGUUCACAUGAAGUCAGAAUGGCACCGUUACAAUCUCAAAAGAAGAGUAGCCCAGUUACCUUCGAUAGAUGAAGAUACUUUUAACUCCAAAGUAGCCUCAUUAACUUUGACAGAAGAGGAAGAGCCCAAAAAGAAAGAAAAGCAAGUGACUAAGAAGGAGCAAAGAAGAAGAGAUAAGGAAGCUAUACAAGCUAAAAAGAGAGAGAUCUUAGAAACAGCCAAGAGAGCUAUGUUAGCUAAGAUGAAAGAGAAUGGAGAAAUGCCUUCUGAACAAACCGAGAAUGUCGAACAAGCUGAAGACAGCAAACAAGUUGAAGAAGUUUCUCCAGAAAAUGUUGAAGAUAAAGAUGAAAUAGUUGAAAAGACAGAGCAUGAAAAUGAAACUCCUCUCACUAUCGAAGAAGAAGAAAAGAAGUUGUAUGAAGAAAAGAUGGCCAAUAAGAUUGAGAUCACACCCACAACGUGUUUGUUCUCACAUCCCAAGUAUAAUAAGGUAUUUGACACUGUAGAUGAGAAUAUUGAACACAUGUGGAAGAACUUUGGUCUCUACAUACCUGAACAGAACUACUUGGUAGACAAGGAAGGUUUGAUAGGGUACUUGGGAGAAAAGAUCAGUUUCGGUUUCUGCAUAGCCUGUAGCUACCAGGGCCGUAAUGCCGAAGCUGCAAGAGAGCACAUGAAGCAAAAGAGACACAUGAGAAUACCAUACGAGACUGAGGAUGAAAAAUUGGAGAUUUCACAGUUUUACGAUUUCUCUUCCACCUAUGACGAUGUAGUUCCUGUUACAAAUGGAGAUGACGAAGGAGAAUGGGAAGAUGUUUCUGAAGAAGAAGGCGAAGGAAGUGAAGAUGACGAUGAGGAUGGAGACGAUUUACCUCUUCCAGAACACGAUGCCCUCUACCAGCAUGGUCAUGAGCUUGUCUUGCCUUCUGGUGCAGUUAUUGGCCAUCGUUCCAUGGCCAGAUACUACAGACAGAACUUGGCUCCGGAAAGAGUAUUAUCUGAAGGCCAGGGUACAGUUAUUGCUGCUGAGACUAGACACAUGAUGACUGUGAGAGACAGACAGGUAUUGGCUACCCAGAAGAGAGCAUGGGGCAGACAGAAGAAGAGAGAAGAUAUUAACGACAGAAGGGCUGCUAAGUUUGUUAACAACCAACCUUACUACAGAGACCAGUUAUUGCAAUAG
Molecule: messenger RNA, 1239 nt
Organism: Scheffersomyces stipitis CBS 6054
Lineage: Eukaryota; Fungi; Ascomycota; Pichiomycetes; Serinales; Debaryomycetaceae
Gene: REI1
Product: Rei1p
Exons: 1
Coding region: 1-1239 (412 amino acids)
Biological process (GO): ribosomal large subunit biogenesis
Cellular component (GO): preribosome, large subunit precursor
Source: RefSeq, a predicted model, not a curated record